This is a messenger RNA of Eremothecium gossypii ATCC 10895, 402 nucleotides long. RefSeq names its product histone H2AZ (gene HTZ1). The transcript has a single exon. The coding region runs from base 1 to 402 and encodes 133 amino acids. The record is from RefSeq and is marked provisional. Gene Ontology annotation, cellular component: nucleosome. Gene Ontology annotation, molecular function: DNA binding; protein heterodimerization activity; structural constituent of chromatin. Lineage: Eukaryota; Fungi; Ascomycota; Saccharomycetes; Saccharomycetales; Saccharomycetaceae.
AUGUCAGGGAAGGUUCACGGUGGCAAGGGUAAGUCCGGCGCGAAAGACGGAGGCCCCCUUGGGUCGCAAUCGCAUUCUGCGCGCGCAGGUCUGCAGUUUCCCGUUGGUAGAAUUAAGCGGUACUUGAAGAAAAACGCCGCAGGUAAGACGCGGGUCGGGUCCAAGGCCGCUAUAUAUCUCACAGCCGUGUUGGAGUAUCUGACAGCCGAGGUGCUGGAGCUGGCGGGAAACGCCGCAAAGGAUCUGAAGGUCAAACGUAUCACGCCGCGCCAUCUGCAGCUGGCCAUCCGCGGCGAUGACGAACUGGACUCGCUGAUCAGGGCGACAAUUGCGUCCGGCGGUGUGCUUCCGCACAUAAACAAGGCAUUGUUGUUGAAAGUGGAGAAGAAGACCCACAAAUGA